Molecule: messenger RNA, 1068 nt
Organism: Tupaia belangeri chinensis (Chinese tree shrew)
Lineage: Eukaryota; Metazoa; Chordata; Mammalia; Scandentia; Tupaiidae
Gene: CKB
Product: creatine kinase B
Exons: 7
Coding region: 1-993 (330 amino acids)
Biological process (GO): phosphocreatine biosynthetic process
Molecular function (GO): creatine kinase activity
Source: RefSeq, a predicted model, not a curated record
AUGGCCCAGGAGGUGCCUGCGGGCACCUUGAGGAAGGUCGGCGGCUCCAGGCCAGCCCGGAGGGGCUGCGGGAGCACGCCGAGCGGCUUCACGCUGGACGACGUCAUCCAGACCGGCGUGGACAACCCGGGCCACCCCUACAUCAUGACCGUCGGCUGCGUGGCGGGCGACGAGGAGUCGUACGACGUGUUCAAGGAUCUCUUCGACCCCAUCAUCGAGGACCGGCAUGGCGGCUACAAGCCCAGCGACGAGCACAAGACCGACCUCAACCCCGACAACCUGCAGGUGCGGCGCGGCGCGGCGGGGGAUGGGCACCGCCUCCCGGCAGCCCUGUCCACCCUGGACGGCGACCUGGCCGGCAGGGCAUACGCACUCAAGAGCAUGACCGAGGCGGAGCAGCAGCAGCUCAUCGACGACCACUUCCUCUUCGACAAGCCCGUGUCGCCCCUGCUGCUGGCCUCCGGCAUGGCCCGCGACUGGCCCGACGCCCGCGGCAUCUGGCACAAUGACAGUAAGACCUUCCUGGUGUGGGUCAACGAGGAGGACCACCUGCGCGUCAUCUCCAUGCAGAAGGGGGGCGGCAUGAAGGAGGUGUUCACUCGCUUCUGCAACGGCCUCACCCAGAUUGAAACUCUCUUCAAGUCCAAGAACUACGAGUUCAUGUGGAACCCCCACCUGGGCUACAUCCUCACCUGCCCCUCCAACCUGGGCACGGGGCUGCGAGCAGGUGUGCACAUCAAGCUGCCCCACCUGGGCAAGCACGAGAAGUUCUCGGAGGUGCUCAAGCGGCUGCGGCUGCAAAAGCGAGGCACAGGCGGCGUGGACACGGCUGCUGUGGGCGGGGUCUUCGACGUCUCCAAUGCAGACCGCCUGGGCUUCUCGGAGGUGGAGCUGGUGCAGAUGGUGGUGGACGGGGUGAAGCUGCUCAUCCAGAUGGAGCAGCGGCUGGAGCAGGGCCAGGCCAUCGACGACCUGGUGCCUGCCCAGAAGUGAGCUAGUGCCGCGCCAGCCGCUGCGUCCUAACUUAUUCCCGGGCAGCGCCCACCACGCACCCCCGGUGCCCGCCGC